CUGCCCGCACCAAAACCAGAUUAGAUCGCCAGUAGAGAAGAGAGAACAUGAUUGAAAAUGGUAGAGGGAAACUACACUACACUCCAUUUCCUUCUAAUUAUCCGGGGAUUCUAUUUCAUCCUGGAAAAAUGAUAGUAUAUUAUAAGUCUAAUUAGUAAUUAUUUAGAGAAGAUGAAACUAAUCAAUAAUUAAUUGAGAAAAAUAACUUAAACGAUAAAAAUUUGUUCAGCGUCCUCUUCACUCUUUCUCUUCCCUUCUCUUCUCGUCUCAAUUAAUGAACGCUUCACGCAACUCUUGAGAAUUCAAAAUCCGCACGUCUUUUCGUCAUCUAAUGUAGUCGGAUUCCUCUUUAUCCGUUCUAUUCUUCCGUUUCAGAGACAGAAAGAAACAACUUCUUGGAGGUGACAAAGGGCGUGGCAUUGACAGCGUUCGUAUUGAGUUAUGUCAAAUAUGGAUCACAGAAUUCUUAAGAGCUAAUAAUAAAAGAAAAAAGGAAGGCGGAAAAAUGGCUUUUCAUGGUAGCCCACACUCUGAAUCGGGAAGAUCAGAGCAGAUAAUCUCGCAGUUCCUUCUCAAGAGCUUACACAUUAUUUUGGAUUCUAGGAUACCACCACCUCGUUCAAAUGAUCAUAGUGGUGAUCUGGCUUCGGCUGGUCGUGCUAGAAAGAGUGAUAAGUGGUUUCAUUUAGCUCUUGGAGAUCGUCCUGCGGCUUUAGAGAAUUUGCAUUUCUGGCAUAGGAAUUUAAUGGACCCAAUGAUUAUUGAUAUAAUACUUGUUCAUGAUGACCUGGGUGCUUAUUCAUCCGAUGAUCUCUUUGCUACACCAAGUGAAAGAGCAACUGUUGAAACAGUUGUAGAGAGGUGGGUAGUUCAGUACGAGUCUCCUAAGACAAUGCUUUCUCAACCCAGCGAAGGAUCCAUCUCUUAUGGGAAGACAUAUAAGAAAUCCAUUAUACUUUUACGUUCUCUUUAUUCAAUGAUGAGGCUUCUACCUGCCUAUAGAAUUUUCCGGCGACUUAGCACAUCGAACCAGACCUGUAGUUUUGAUAUCAUUUAUAAGGUUUCCUCCUUUAGUGAACCAUUCUCUAGAGAGGAGGAGGAAACCAUGAAGGUAUAUAAUUUUGCACCAGUGGAGGCCCACCCAGGUCGGCUUUGUAUAUCUACGACAUACCGUCCAACACUCUCUGAUUUCAACCUCGAGCUUUCCACAUCGUUGCCGCCACAGCUUAUUAUGGACUAUGUUGGGAGCCCCGCUACUGACCCUCUGAAGAUUUUCCCCUCUGCUGAAGAUCGUGCCACUUCUUUUCCAUUGAGAGGAGCCCAUCCUUCUUCAUCUAGCCCAUUUCAGCGUCCGCAUAGCUGGACACCCGGUCUUCACAGAGCUGCUCCAUUUACACAGAAUUAUCGUCUUAGUGGUUCUCCACCUGCUUAUCGUACACCUCCGACACCAUCUGAUUAUUCACCUUCACCCCCUGAUAUAUACAGCCAGAGGUCUCAGAGUUACAAAAUUUCAAGUCAAAGAAGGGGGUUAAGUUCUGAUGAAUAUCAACUUUCACCUCCCUUUUCUCCAUCUCCAUCUCCGUCCCCUCCCACCCAUGUUUCAGGAUUCAACUCGCUACACUCCCGGUUGCGGUCUGAACGUUCAGAAAGUGCUCCUGUUAAUAUCCCGAUGCCAAUGAUAGCUAGAAAUUCUAGACUUUUUACUCAUAGUUCCUCUGAUCCAAACAGACAUGCACUUCCUCCUAUGUCCCCUAGAAGCACCAAAUACGACCAUUCUUCCCAGGAAUCUUCAUCUGGAAGCAGGUCAUUUAGGAGAAUGGAUGCUUCAAGAGCAGCAGAGCUGCCCUCUGGAAUUGCAAAUUUAAACCUUUAUUGCCACAAGGAAUUCAAAGAUGGCAAAGAUGAUUCCGGGCGCUUCUCAGGCUUGAUGUCUUCCAGCGGUUCUCCAUGCAUUGGCUUUUCCAGGAGCUCAAGCAGAUUAUCCUUCCAGGAUGAUCUCGAUGAUUGCGAGUUCUCAUGUCCAUUUGCUGUUGAUGAUGUUGAUAUGUCUGAUACUCAGAUCAGGACCUUUGGUGGGAAAGAAGCUUCGGACUCAUCUACUUCACAUGCAUUCUCCUCAACCAGAAAAUCGCAAGAUGCUGCCAUUGGCGUCCUCGUACACACGUUAAAGACAGCACCUCCGUUGCGACAAGACCAAAGUUGUUACUCUUCGCAAUCAUCCAAAAACGAGUUUGACGGAGAAGUUAGUACCACUGCAUCUGGAUUCUUCGUGCCUAGGAAGACAUCAGAUGCAUUGGAGGAAUUAAGAAGUUAUAGAGAUAUGAAAGAUCUGCUACUCUCUCAGAGUGGGAAUAGGGACUCGACUGAUAAGCGAAGAACAAGCUAAUCCAGCUGCUUUCUAGGUUGAUAGUUUCUAUAUGCAUAUAACAAGGGAUUUCUGAACAUGACUGACCUAGGACCCCCAUUACUUUGGAAAAGGGGAGUCUUAAUGUAAGUAGACAUCAUUACGACUGAAGGUUUGCUACCAUUAUAUUGAAAAACAAGGAACAUACAGACAUCAUAUAGACACAAAAGUUUGCAAAACAAGGAUUGUUUUUGUCUCAGGAACAUCAGAAACUGAUUACCGUUUUUAUUUCCCCAGUUUGACUCUCAGCAUGUUAAUUUGUAGGAUGUACUAAAUGGAACGCUUUCUAUGGAGUACAUAAAUUGUAUCAUACUGACGGUAUGCACCUACAUACUGUAGCUGGUUAUGAUUCUGUGAAUAUGGGUUUCUCUCUCUCCUGUGAACCUGAUGAACUAAUUCUGCAGUUUAAUGAGAUUCAUUUGUUUGUUUGUUUGUCUAA
Molecule: messenger RNA, 2843 nt
Organism: Papaver somniferum (opium poppy)
Lineage: Eukaryota; Viridiplantae; Streptophyta; Magnoliopsida; Ranunculales; Papaveraceae
Product: autophagy-related protein 13a-like
Exons: 4
Coding region: 506-2386 (626 amino acids)
Biological process (GO): protein localization to phagophore assembly site; piecemeal microautophagy of the nucleus; autophagosome assembly
Cellular component (GO): cytosol; Atg1/ULK1 kinase complex; phagophore assembly site
Source: RefSeq, a predicted model, not a curated record